AUGGUCCAGUGUUACGCGCCAACCGAUGCUGCCGACUUGCGAGAGAAAGAGAGUUUCUACAGCCAGAUGAACAGCGUGGUUGAGAAGAUUCCGAAAGGAGAUAUCCAAAUCCAUCUAGGUGACUUCAACGCGAAGAUUGGCUCCGACAACGAGGGCCUCGAGCGCGUCAUGGGACGCCACGGCCUUGGACAGAUGAGCGAAAACGGGGAGCUGUUUGCUGAGUUUUGUGGCAACAAUAACAUGGUCAUUGAAAAUCAAAUUGACCACAUCUGCAUCAGCCGAAAGUGGAGAAGGAGACUCCUUGAUGUCCGCAACAAGCGCAGCGCUGACAUUGCAUCUGAUAAUCACCUCGUCAUCGGUAAGAUACGCUUGCGCGUCGCACGCGUCCAACGACGCGAGGAGAAAAUCGGAUGUCGCUACAACAUCCGCCGGUUGGAGAACCCAGAGGUGAAAAGUGCCUUCGUCGAACAGCUUGAAGCCCGAGCCUCUGAAUUACCACCCGGUGGAACAGUUGAAGAACAAUGGACAGGCAUCAAGAACACCUUUACCACGACAAGUGAUGAAACUCUCGAUAAGCUGCGUAGCGGGAGGAGAGAUUGGAUCACGGAUGAAACCUGGAGGAUCGUCGAUGAGCGGAGAAAGGCGAAAGCCGACAUUGGGCAGGCGCGCACUAUAUCGGCUAAAGCAGCUGCCCGCCAGCGUUACGCUGAUCUAGAGAAGACAGUCAAACGAUCUUGUAGACGGGACAAGAGAGACUGGACCAACUCCUUAGCCGAAGAGGGAGAAAUAGCCGCCGCCAGUGGAGAUAUCCGCCUAUUGUACGAUAUUUAUCGCCGCCUUAGUGGUGUCAGGACAAAUGCAAGAAUGCCGCUGAAAUACCGAGCAGGUCAACUAAUGACAGAGCGUACAGAUCAGCUCAAGCGUUGGACUGAGCACUUCGGCGAACUCUUCCGAGUUCCAAGCGAGGAUGACCAACAAAACCCGCAGCGUACGGUACCUACAGUGCGGCGCAUUAACCGCGUCAACUCCGCGGUGCCGUCAUUAGCUGAAAUAGAAGCGGCAAUUAAAAGCAUGAAAUCCAAUAAAGCGCCAGGAAUAGACUGCAUUCCUGCUGAAAUGCUCAAAGCUGACCCAACAGUGUCAGCGCAGAUGUUGCAUCAACUUUUCACAGAUAUUUGGGAAACCGCGACUUUUUCGGCCGACUGGAUGCAGGGCAUUUUAGUGAAAGUCCCAACGAAAGAAGAUCUUUCCGAAUGUGGUAACUAG
Messenger RNA from Toxorhynchites rutilus septentrionalis, 1266 nucleotides. Its product is annotated as craniofacial development protein 2-like. The coding region runs from base 1 to 1266 and encodes 421 amino acids. The record is from RefSeq and is a predicted model, not a curated record. Lineage: Eukaryota; Metazoa; Arthropoda; Insecta; Diptera; Culicidae. The transcript has 2 exons.